This is a messenger RNA of Vicia faba (fava bean), 1608 nucleotides long. NCBI's taxonomy places the organism in Eukaryota, Viridiplantae, Streptophyta, Magnoliopsida, Fabales, Fabaceae. The record is from the annotation of a GenBank genome assembly.
AUGGAUUCGGCUAGGAGUUGGUUAUCCAAGUUUCAACCGCGAGAUAGACUGAGAGCUUCAACGAGGAAGAAGGACGACGUUAUGGGCGGAGGCGAGGAUUCUGAUGCGUCUGUUGAUGAUGAGAGUCUUUCCAAUGUUACAAAGCAGAAGGUAGCGGCUGCGAAACAGUAUAUUGAGAACCAUUACAAGGAACAGAUGAAGAGUCUUCAAGAGAGAAAGGAGCGGCGGACCAUCUUGGAAAAGAAGUUGGCUGAUGCUGAUGUAUCCGAGGAAGAUCAAAAUAACCUACUUAAAUUUCUAGAGAAGAAGGAGACUGAAUAUAUGCGUCUUCAGAGGCAUAAAAUGGGUGUUGAGGAUUUUGAGAUGUUGACUAUGAUUGGAAAAGGCGCGUUUGGGGAGGUUAGAGUCUGCAGGGAAAAGACUACCGAUCAUGUAUUUGCAAUGAAAAAGCUAAAGAAAUCAGAAAUGCUUCGGAGAGGCCAGGUUGAACAUGUCAGAGCUGAGAGGAAUCUCCUUGCAGAGGUGGACAGCAAUUGCAUAGUUAAACUUUAUUGUUCUUUUCAGGAUGAUGAUUAUUUAUAUCUUAUAAUGGAGUAUCUACCGGGAGGGGAUAUGAUGACUCUACUUAUGAGAAAGGAUACAUUGACCGAAGAUGAAGCCCGAUUUUAUGUAGGAGAAACAGUUCUGGCUAUUGAAUCUAUACAUAAACACAAUUAUAUACAUAGGGAUAUUAAGCCUGAUAAUUUAUUACUGGAUAAAUACGGGCACUUGAAACUAUCAGAUUUUGGAUUAUGUAAACCGUUAGACUGUAGUACACUAGAAGAAUCAGAUUUUUCUAAUUGUCAGAAUGCAAAUGGAACUGGACAAAGUGAUGAUCGUGCAGGUCCGAAACGUACACAACAAGAACAGUUGGAAAACUGGCAGAAAAACAGGAGGACACUUGCUUAUUCUACUGUUGGUACACCAGAUUAUAUUGCUCCUGAAGUUCUAUUGAAGAAAGGUUAUGGGAUGGAAUGUGAUUGGUGGUCACUUGGAGCUAUUAUGUAUGAAAUGCUGGUGGGAUAUCCACCUUUUUAUUCUGAUGAUCCAAUGUCAACAUGCAGGAAGAUAGUAAACUGGAAGUCUCACUUGAAAUUUCCUGAAGAAGCAAGGCUAUCUCGGGAGGCCAUAGAUCUUAUAAGUAAGCUGUUGUGUAAUGUGAGCCAGAGACUGGGGUCAAAUGGUGCAGUUGAAAUAAAGUCUCAUUCAUUCUUCGAAGGUGUUCAAUGGGAAAAGUUGUAUCAAAUGGAAGCUGCAUUUACUCCUGAAGUCAAUGAUGAGUUAGAUACUCAAAACUUUGAAAAGUUUGAAGAGGCUGACAGCCAGACUCAUUCAUCAUCAAGAGCUGGUCCGUGGAGAAAGAUGCUUUCAUCUAAGGACUUUAAUUUUGUGGGAUACACAUACAAGAACUUUGAAAUUGUAAACGACUAUCAAGUUCCUGGGAUGGCUGAACUGAAGAAAACCUCCAAACCAAAGAGGCCAUCUGUCAAAUCGCUGUUCGACGGGGACUCGGAGAGUUGUGAUGUGUCUGAUAUUUCAGAUGUGUCUGCAAACAAUCAACCUGCUUAA